UUCUGAUAAAACUUGUGUAGUCAGAGCCAGACCAUGACUAUAGCUGGACCUCACCCUAAAUGCACAUCCCAGUUGGCUAUAGAAACAUUUGUGUUCAUAUUGUAUGUGAAUCAUGUAGACUGUUUGCAGGUAGCUGACUUUGGUGAGUUUGUUCUGUGAGUGAACAAGUUCUUAUAAAACGUGCUACUAGACUUGCAUCAAUCAAGUGAAUUAUGUUGAACAACCAGGAAAGCUGAACACUAUUUCCUACAAGCCACUGAACAAUUGUGACAAAAUAAUAAGAAAUCAAGACUCAACUUAAGAAGUGGCAAUAUUUUAUAUGGAAUAAUUUGUUGUGGCAUGGUUGUAGCACUAUGUGGACUUCUGGGUUGAAACCAGUAUUUUAGAGAAAUACGCUAUGUCCAUCUUCAGGGUUGAAGAUGCAUGAAACUUGUGUGCAUUCUGAAAGCUGUGAUGUCAUGAGUUCUUGUUUUUCGGGUGUGAAAACAUACAUUAGCAAACAUUUUGCUGAAAGUUUCAGAGAGGACCAUCAUCCAUUUUAUUUGGAGUUAAUAUGUAUGGAGCUGGUGCACAUGGGGAUUGAAAAGAGUGUGUACAUUGCCACAAGUAAUUUUUGAAGAUGUUCCCUGCAUCUGUUUCAUUUUGUUUCUCUUUGCUCAUCUGUUCAACAAGCUUUACAACACCAAGUAAUUAUUUAACUGGCAGUAGUGACACUGAAGAUGAAUUUAAUUCUGAACCAACCAUCCCAUAUGCUGACAGCACAACAGACAUUACAUCAGGAAUUUCACAUGUUUCUGUAAAUGAAACUUUGAGUACCGAAGUAUCAACUAAUAGAGAAUUAACAGCAGCUUCUUUAUGUUCUGUGCCUGGCAAAGUUCAAGAAUUAACUUUGGUACCAAGUUCCCACAAUAUUAGUUUAACAUGGAAGAAACCAAUUAUUGAUGGUAACUGUGUUGAGCUUUAUGUCAUAUCCUGGAAACCCAAUAUAAGUGGAAACAGUGCCAGCAAGAACGUUACAAGUGAAGAAUUCUUUGUCAUAGAUGGUCUUGAUGCUUGUGUAGAAUAUGAAGUAUCAGUUACAGCUGUGAAUGCAAAUAAUGGAAGCUCAGAAGCCGAAGUUCAAAAUAUAACAACAGUUGUAGAUGUGCCUGGCAAAGUUGAAGAAUUAACUUUGGUACCAAGUUCCCACAAUAUUAGUUUAACAUGGAAGAAACCAAUUAUUGAUGUUAACUGUGUUAAGCUUUAUGUCAUAUCCUGGAAACCCAAUAUAAAUGGAAACACUGCCAGCAAGAACGUUACAAGUGAAGAAUUCUUUGUCAUAGAUGGUCUUGAUGCUUGUGUAGAAUAUGAAGUAUCAGUUACAGCUGUGAAUGCAAAUAAUGGAAGCUCAGAAGCUGAAGUUCAAAAUAUAACAACAGUUGUAGAUGUGCCUGGCAAAGUUGAAGAAUUAACUUUGGUACCAAGUUCCCACAAUAUUAGUUUAACAUGGAAGAAACCAAUUAUUGAUGGUAACUGUGUCAAGCAUUAUGUCAUAUCGUGGAAACACAAUAUAAAUGGAAACAGUGCCAGCAAGAACGUUACAAGUGAAGAAUUCUUUGUCAUAGAUGGUCUUGAUGCUUGUGUAGAAUAUGAAGUCUCUGUAAGAGCUAUGAAUGACAGAGAUGAGAACACAGCUGCUGUAAAGAAUGUGGGAACAGAAAUUGAUGUUCCUGGAGAGGUUCAAAAUCUACUUGUUGAACAAACGUCUCACAAUUUAACAGUAACAUGGUUGAAACCAGGUGUAAAUAGAUACUGUGUAAAAAAUUAUUACCUAGAAUGGAAAGACACUGCAGAUGACAGUAGCAAUACUCGACAAGAGAUCAGCACUGAAGUUUACAAUAUACCGGAUUUGAGUGCUUGUGUAGAGUAUGAGGUAUCUGUUAGUGCAGUUAAUUCUCAAAAUUAUAUGUCAAAACCUGUAAAUAGGUUGAGUACAACAAAUGGAGAAGUAACUGGAGCUCCUGAAUAUAAUGAUACAUUAUGCUUGGAAACUGAAAUGGUCUGUUUAAAGUGGGCAUUACCUGAUCUUAGCUUCAACAGAUGUCAGCUUCAGAACUGUACAGUUGUGUGUAUUGCAGUUGACAUGCCUGGACUCCCUGUUAGAAAUGGUGCAUCAGAGGAAUUUCUAAAUGACUCUGUUAUUGUAAAUGUUGUUGAACUAUCACCUUCUACUAGUUACAGCUGUGUGGCAUAUAUUACAAAUCAAUGGGGCUCAUCCAGGAACAGUUCCAUUAUAUACCUUACAACUGAGGAAGAUGUGCCAGUAGGAAUGAUUGUGGGUGUCCUGUUCGCCAUCAUAGUAGUGGGACUACUGGCAGUUGUGUUUGUCACAUACCGUCAAGGUACUCUUGUUUGGCCACCAAAGUUUUUUGCAAGGGCUAAGCAAGUUACUGUACGACCCCAGCCAAUUCUUUUAAAAAAGUUUCCAGCAUACUGUGCUCAAAUGCUGGAUACACCCACUAGAAUAGGCAGUGAGUACCAACUGUUAGCAACACUGAGCGUUGACAUAUCUGCGUCUAGCUCCUGUCUCAAUGGACAGAUACCAGAAAAUAGGAGAAAGAACCGAUACAUCAAUAUCUUGCCAUAUGAUUCUACAAGAGUAACACUUGAUAUGAUUGAUGGAGACCCAACUUCUCAUUACAUCAAUGCAUCAUUCAUUAAGGGUUACAGCAAUGAUAUUGAGUAUAUAGCAACUCAAGGACCAAAGGAGGAUACAUGUGUGGAUUUCUGGCGUAUGGUUUUUCAACAUGAUGUUCGUGUUAUUGUUAUGGUCACAAAUCUUAUAGAACAAGACAAAGUGAAGUGUCAUCAGUAUUAUCCAAAUCUUCGUGAAAGUGUAGUUUUUGGGGAUAUGACCAUACGCUGUACUACAGAGAUUAAAUUCACCAUUCACACAGCUCGAACACUUGUCCUGAUAAAGGGUGAUAGGAAGAGAACAUUAUCACAUCUACACUUCAGAGAGUGGCCAGACUUUGGUGUUCCACAGAGCACAGACAUAAUGAUCCAGUUUUGUCAGACCAUGAGACACCAUGCAUGUGCAGCUGAACUGGGUCUCAUUCUUGUCCACUGCAGUGCUGGAGUUGGAAGAACUGGAACACUUAUCGCUGUUGAUAUUUUGUUGCAACAUAUUUGUGAGAACAAAAAGGUGGAUAUAUUUGGUACUGUGUUCAAAUUACGUAAACAACGCACAAAUAUGGUACAAACUGAGGGCCAGUACACAUACAUCUACAGGUGCAUUAAAGAUGCAAUAGAAGAUCCAACAAUUGUAAAUCAAGGAACAGUAAUCAAUAACUCGUUGGAGCCUAUCUAUGAGAAUGUGGGCACCUCGCUUAGCACUCUGCAGUAUGAGAAACUACCCAAGGUGAGCUCGAAGAAUAGCAGCUCGGAAAGUGAAUGUGAAUUGUAGAACUAUACAUUGGAGUAAGAAGGAUGGUGAGGCUUAGCUCCUGACAAGAAAUUGUGAGUGGCACAAGAAGACUGCUGCUAUUCUAAUUCACAUACAGUCUCUGCACAAAAGAAUUAAAGAUAAUUAUAUAAUCUCCAAAAAUGUGUCAGUAACCCUUUCCAUGUGGGAUUUCAUUGUGCAAAAUGUUCUUCUGUUAGUAUUAAUAUAUUUAUCAUCUAACAACACAUUUUUCCUACUGAUCUCAAACACUGAAUUAAUCCAUACCAGAAGAUCAAAUGCUUCUAAACAAGUCAUCUCAUAUGUAGCGUGGAAACGGUUAAGUAGAGGUAAGAUUUUUAGUACUGUGUGGUUUACUCUUCAAACAUAAUUUAAAUGGACACUUGGUUUUAAUCAAUAAUGAAAAUUUGUUCCUCAGUAGAGGAGGUAUUGAAACAUCUUAUCUUUAAAGUAAAAUUAUACCUUAUAAUCUAACAAACUGGAUGAAAAUCAUUUAAUAUUUCCCUUUCCAUUUAUUUAAAUACAAUAUUCAUAAUGUCUAUGCUAGUGAUUUUAAAGUAUGGUCUUGUGCUUUUUUCAUUAAUAUACUAAAUGCCAGAUGUAACCAGGAUUAAGGAAUUUUGAAGUUUAAUUCCAAACUUCAGAUUUUCUUUAUCUGCAUGCCCUGAAUGAUGGUAUUGUUAAAAUAUUUUGGAACAUGCAGAGUAAAAUAUUUCUUAAAACUGAA
Zootermopsis nevadensis is the source of this 4169-nucleotide messenger RNA. Lineage: Eukaryota; Metazoa; Arthropoda; Insecta; Blattodea; Termopsidae. The record is from RefSeq and is a predicted model, not a curated record.